Molecule: messenger RNA, 3423 nt
Organism: Toxorhynchites rutilus septentrionalis
Lineage: Eukaryota; Metazoa; Arthropoda; Insecta; Diptera; Culicidae
Exons: 1
Coding region: 1-3423 (1140 amino acids)
Biological process (GO): DNA integration
Molecular function (GO): nucleic acid binding
Source: RefSeq, a predicted model, not a curated record
AUGUUUCAUUAUACGUUUCAUGUACAUUCGGACAAUGAUGAAUCUGACGAAGAUCUACAUCGAGCUGUGAAGGAGUAUUUUUCCAUCGACAGCAUUGGAGUUUGUAAGCCAGCUAAGUUACUCCUAUCGUUUGAAGAUGAGCGAGCUAGGUCUCUCUUAGAGUCCCGUACGCGUUUUAACGGCGAACGGUAUGAAACAGGCUUACUUUUUCGAUACGAUGAUUUCCGUCUACCUGAUAGCCGAGAAAUGGCGCUACGUCGGCAUCGAUCUCUGGAGAAACGCAUGGCGAAAGAUCAACGGCUGGCGGAAGUUCUACAGAAGAAAAUUUCAGACUAUACUACAAAAGGUUAUAUCCACAAGUUAUCCAACGAUGAAGUCAAACAACAUUGCAGCGACACCUGGUUCCUGCCAGUAUUCCCAGUCACCACUCCAAACAAACCCGAAAAAGUGAGAAUAGUGUGGGACGCAGCUGCAAAAGUUCAUGGGAAGUCACUGAAUUCCGUUCUACUAAAGGGGCCCGAUUUGCUCUCCUCUCUGUUCGAAAUUCUACUCCGUUUUCGCAUUCAUCCUGUUGCAGUAACUGCAGACAUCCGCGAAAUGUUUCAUCAAGUGUUGAUACGUGAAGAAGACCAACGAUACCAAUGCUUCUUUUGGACGGAUGAACAGGGGAAUCUAGCAGUAUACAAAAUGAAAGUAAUGACAUUUGGGGCAUGCUGUUCUCCGAGUAGCGCUCAAUACGUGAAGAACAUAAAUGCAGAACGGUUCAAGAGUGAAUACCCGGCGGCAUACGAGGCCAUCACGAAAUCACACUACGUCGAUGACCUGUUAAUCAGUGUCGCUUCUGAGGACGAAGCCAUACAGAUAGCGAAGGAUGUUAGGCACGUGCAUGCACAAAGCGGGUUCGAGAUUCGAAACUGGAUCAGCAACUCCAGACGGGUAACGUCAGCACUACAAGAAGUAAACAUGGAGGAGAAAUGUCUUGACCUAUCAUCAGAACUGUCUACAGAGAAGGUCCUAGGUAUGUGGUGGAAUACAACGUCUGACGCAUUCACGUACAAAAUCGGUUGGACUCGUUUUGACGGAGCUCUGUUAAAUGGUCAACGACGACCUACAAAGCGCGAGGUUCUACGGAUUCUCAUGUCUAUAUUCGAUCCACUUGGACUGAUUGCUCACUUUCUAGCGUACUUGAAAACCUUGUUGCAAGAUAUCUGGAGAUCCGGUAUUGAAUGGGACGAAGAAAUAAACGACGUUGCAUUCACGGAUUGGCUCACCUGGCUGAAAGUCUUGCCCAAUGUCGAAAACGUUCACAUCGCCCGGUCCUACAGUGUCAGAUAUCCAUUCACCAAAGCGGACGAAAUACAACUGCAUACUUUCGUAGAUGCAGGGAAAAAUGGAAUGGCAGCUGCAUGUUUUCUUCGCCUUGCCAAGAAUAGUAUAAUUCAUUGUUCACUUAUCACCUCUAAAACCAAAGUCGCACCGCUGAAACUCACAUCGAUUCCUCGACUGGAACUACAAGCAGCGUUGAUAGGGACACGGCUCAGUCGAACAGUUAUCAACAAACUUGGGAUACGAAUCUCUAGGAAGUUUUACUGGUCAGAUUCGAGAGAUGUUUUAUGUUGGAUUAACUCCGAUCAUCGUCGAUAUACUCAAUUUGUCGGGUUCAGGAUAACGGAGAUCCUAGAGACUACGGAAGCACAGGAAUGGCGAUACGUACCAAGCAAACUAAACGUUGCCGACGAUGGCACCAAGUGGGACAAACAACCUGAUUUAUCUCCCGACAGCAGGUGGUUCAAUGGACCAGAUUUCCUAUGGACAACCGAAGACAAGUGGCCACAGUUAGGAAUCCGGAACAAAUCCACAGAUGUUGAACUCGUAGCAAGCCUUUCCCUCCACUACGCUCUCUAUGAACCGAUUGUCCUCAUCGCUGACUAUUCUAGUUGGGUUCGGUUGAGAAAUGUUGUAGCACGUGUGUUACGGUUCAUAAAAAAUUUGCGAUCCAAGCAACGGAAACAUCCAAUCAUCACAGGACCACUCGUCGGAAAUGAACUCUGCGCUGCUGAAGCUUAUUUGAUUCGUCUCGCGCAACAAGAAGGUUACCCCGAGGAAGUCUCCGUUUUCCUGAGUUCAAGGCAGAAGGAAGACGGCUCAACAACGACCCUUCGGAAAUCAAGCUCACUCUACAAGCUGACACCAUGGCUGGACGAAUGUGGCAUUCUACGAAUGAGAACUCGUAUCGCAGCCUGUCAAUAUGCAACUGAAGAUGCGAAGAAACCCAUCAUUCUACCAAGCAAGCACCAUAUCACUACCCUUAUAAUUUCGCACUACCACAACGAAUAUCAUCACCAAAACCACGAAACGGUGAUAAACGAACUGCGACAGAGAUAUCAAAUCAAGCAUCUACGCUCGCGCUUUCAACAAGUAUGCAGAGAUUGCCAGAGAUGCAAGGUUGAACAUGCCGCACCAAACCCUCCACUCAUGGCAGAUCUACCUCCUGGACGCCUGGCAGCAUUCUCACGCCCGUUCACGCACACAGGAAUAUACUACUUCGGCCCAAUCGAAGUAGUCGUUGGAAGGAGAGUCGAGAAACGUUGGGGAAUGCUAGCGACCUGCUUGACCGUUCGAGCGAUACAUAUCGAAGUAGUACACUCAAUGACUACUAGUUCUUGUAUCAUGGCAAUCCACAAUUUCAUCGCUAGGCGCGGGCAACCCUGUAAAUUCUACAGCGCUCGGGGAACUAAUUUCGUCGGGGCCGAGCGAGAACUGAAGAAGAUGAGAGAAACGAUCGAUCAUAACGUUAUUAUGAAAGAGUUUACCAAUACCAAGACUGAGUGGUUGUUUAAUCCACCAUUGGCGCCACACAUGGGCGGAAGCUGGGAGCGACUUAUUCGUACAGUAAAGAACAACUUAAUGGCCGUCUGCACAACGAAAAAGCCAUCUGAUGAAGUACUGCGUAACACACUAAUCGAAAUUGAAAACGUGGUUAAUUCCCGUCCGCUUACGCACGUGCCGUCAGACGAAGACUCUGCUCCCGCUCUCACACCGAACCACUUCCUAUUGGGAUCGUCCAACGGAAACAAACCGCUCGUCACGAUUAACAACUCUGGGCUCACCUUGAAGCAGAACUGGUGCACUUCCCAGGUCCUGGCAAAUCUGUUUUGGAAGCGAUGGCUUACGGAUUAUUUGCCCGAAGUCACCCGUCGAACCAAAUGGUUCCAUGCAGUGAAACCUAUCACCAGUGGAGAUAUCGUAGUCAUCGUUGAUCCCAAGAUGCCCCGAAAUUGCUGGCCCAAAGGAAGAGUCAUCAAUACAAUCCUCGGACGAGACGGACAGGUACGGUCUGCAACCGUACAGACAGCCGCUGGAAUCUACGAGCGCCCGGCCGCCAAGCUGGCGGUGCUAGAUGUUCAGCGCGUCGAGUCGUAA